UAAGGAAAAAUAACACAAGUAGAAAAGUAUGUUACAAGAAUUCGACAGAAAUAUUAUAUAUUUUUUCAAGAAAACGUUGACAACCGAAGUCAGUUUUGCUAGCAACGUUAUUUAUUGCACUUGUACCUGUUUGUACAUCAACAUGGGCAGUUCUUGAAACAUCACUGUAGAGGACUUGAGGCUAUCCGUUGCAGAAACACAGACACACAAAAACGAAUAGGAAUUGCUUUGUCCAGUUGACUUUCUCGAGAAAACCCAUGUUGGCUGUCAACUUGUUUCAUGGGUCGUUGUUGCCGGACUAUUUAUAAUAAGAUUUCAGAGAUCUCCUCCUCCUCCAUGAAUGUCAAAGCUUCUUCAAAUUCUGGUCUCUGAACCCAAUUGAUGAAACAGUAGCAGUUUCAAAAUGACCGUAGGAAAUCAAGGCGUGAAAAGAAAGUCUUUUAUCCACAAGAUUUUCACCAUGAAGGAGAGAGAAGGAAGUGGCUCAUCUGAUUUCCCUGAACCACAGUCCAAUCCAGCAGUUGACAUUCAAUCUCUAAGUAGCACAGAGCCUCAGAUGCCUGCUGGUCAAUAUGUUCAGUCCUUUCGAGUGUUUGUAGCAACGUGGAAUGUAGGAGGGAAAUCUCCUCAUGAUGGCCUAAAUUUAGAUGAUUUUCUUCAGGUUAACAAUGAAUCGGACAUAUAUGUCUUGGGUUUUCAGGAAAUUGUCCCUUUAAAUGCUGGAAAUGUGCUAGUUCUAGAAGAUAAUGAACCUGCAGCAAAAUGGCUUACUUUAAUCAACCAAUCAUUGAACAAAUCACUAGACGGGUCUUCAAGAAGCAAGGCCAGUGGUUCACUUUUUUCCUCUAAGCCUUCCCUUAAAAAGGUCAGUAAGACUUUUAGGACAGAGAGUAAAAGGCGAUUGAAGAGUUGCAACUGCAUUUUUGAACUAGAAAGGAAACAUAGUAAGGAUUUUUGCUUUCGAUGCCAACAACCAAAUAUAAAUGAAGACGACCUUUCUUCUGAACCGGAUGAAGAUGGAUCAAACGUUUUUGAUAUAUCGGAAAUUUCUAUGGCAUCUACUAGCAACCAUUUGAAGUACAGCCUUAUAGCUAGUAAGCAAAUGGUGGGAAUUUUUGUUACCAUUUGGGCGAGGAAGGAGCAUAUACAAUAUGUUAGCCACUUAAGAAUCUCUUGCAUAAGUCGUGGAAUCAUGGGAUGCCUUGGAAACAAGGGUUGUAUUUCUGUGAGUUUUUUAUUCCAUCAGACAAGCUUUUGCUUUGUCUGCAGUCACUUGGCAUCUGGUGAGAAAGAGGGAGAUGAGCUGAGGAGAAAUUUGGAUGUGUUAGAGAUACUCAAGAGCACUCAGUUUCCUAAGAUUUGCAAAACAACUCAUAGCAGGAUGCCGGAUAAAAUUCUAGGACAUGAUAUGGUUAUAUGGUUAGGUGACUUGAAUUACCGCAUUGCUUUGAGCUACUCUGAAACCCGAAAGCUUUUGGAAAACAAUGACUGGGAUGCACUUCUUAACAAAGACCAGCUCAAGAUUGAAAGAGAAGCAGAGCGAGUAUUCAAAGGAUGGAAAGAGGGAAAAAUCUACUUUGCACCUACUUACAAAUAUUUUUAUAACUCAGACACUUAUUUUGGAGAGAUAAAAACAUCCAAAAAGAAAAGAAGAACCCCAGCUUGGUGUGAUCGAAUACUAUGGCAUGGAAGUGGGAUUAAACAACUUUCUUACAUACGUGGAGAGUCCCGAUUUUCUGACCACCGGCCAGUUUGUGGAACAUUUGUUGUGGAUGUUGUUGUCAAUCAGAAUGAAUUGAAGAAAGGAUCACCUAGCUCUAAUAUGAAGAUUGAAAUUGAAGAGCUUUUACCAACUGCUAGAUACUUGAAAGACAUGUACUAAAAUGCUAACCAUAGCCGCUGAAGGGUUGACAAAAUACCCAGUUUUGCUGAUUAGAUGAGAUGAAGUAGGUUUCAUGAUGCAGAGGUCUUUGCAUUAUUAAGGUGUAAAUAGUUCUCCAACAAGUGAUACGUUCGGUCCGAAGUGGUCACACAUUCCAACUUUUCCGGCACACAUUAUGAAUUCCGUCCUCUUAGUGAACAUGCUCGGCUUUGGAUUUGUUCUGAUUUCCUAACAAGUUGAUUCUAAGAGAUGCAUAGGUGACAGAUUAUUGUGUGAAUUGGUGUCUUUGUUCUUAUAAUUUAUCAAAGAGUGUAUUUGUUGUAGACAUUCCAGUUCUCUUGGCCUGAAUUCGGUCAAAAAGAAUUCAUGAUAUAAAAUGCUUGAUUCACAAGCCACCUGAUAUUUUAUUCUUCAAACAGCAUCUCAAUGUGUUUAAACUGCAUCAAACAUUUUAGGUCG
This is a messenger RNA of Prunus mume (Japanese apricot), 2341 nucleotides long. Its product is annotated as DNAse I-like superfamily protein. Gene Ontology annotation, molecular function: phosphatidylinositol-4,5-bisphosphate 5-phosphatase activity; inositol-polyphosphate 5-phosphatase activity; phosphatidylinositol-3,4,5-trisphosphate 5-phosphatase activity. The record is from RefSeq and is a predicted model, not a curated record. Gene Ontology annotation, biological process: phosphatidylinositol dephosphorylation. NCBI's taxonomy places the organism in Eukaryota, Viridiplantae, Streptophyta, Magnoliopsida, Rosales, Rosaceae.